Messenger RNA from Thalassophryne amazonica, 729 nucleotides. RefSeq names its product tudor domain-containing protein 7B-like. NCBI's taxonomy places the organism in Eukaryota, Metazoa, Chordata, Actinopteri, Batrachoidiformes, Batrachoididae. The transcript is spliced from 6 exons. The coding region runs from base 1 to 729 and encodes 242 amino acids. The record is from RefSeq and is a predicted model, not a curated record.
AUGGGGGACUGUGGGUGGAUGAUGGAAGAUCUUGAACUUUUUCAGAAGACUGUCCGAGCCAUCCUCCAGAUGAAUAAGGGGCGACUGUCACUGACCCAACUUAAGUCAGAGUACAAACUGCUGACUGGAGAACACGUCGCCUUCAGACAAAUGGGACACAGAACGCUGAUGUCUCUGCUCCUCAGCAUGCCCUCCAUCAUCCACAUGCAGCAGAAUCGAUUUGGAGAGAUGAUGUGUUUUUCGUCCACUGAGCCCCAGACUGCCAAGGUGAGAAGCCUUCAGCACGUCUCAAAGGAGAUGAAUCGACCACACCAGAUCAACACCAGUGUGAGGGUCAGACCCGCUGCACCGCAAGUAUUCAACGACAAACCUCAGACCCCUCACAGAAUGUCCACCUCCAGCAGACAGAAUGCCAGUGUCAUCGUGACGAGGGACAUCAGGAUGGUCCCGACAGAACGCCGGUCCUCACUCCCGUCUUCAGCACACCCUCCUUCCUCCCCUGCAGCUCUCAGCCCAGAACUGAAGCUGAAGCUGAAGGAGCUGCUGAGGACCUUCCCUCAUGGACUUUGGGCCAAGGUGCUGCCAAAGGUUUUCCAGGACAAAUACAAAACCAAGCUGCCUGAAGACAUCCUGGAGAACCUCGAUCUCCUGAAAGAUGUCUGUGACAUCAUCUGUCCACAACCUGAUGACCCCAAGAAGAUCAUCCUGUACAGCAGGAUCCCCCACUGA